AUGGUGGUUGUCCAGGAAAACGCAGCUCCGAACGACCCGAAUCAGCCGUGGAGAGCCCUCGUUCCGGGCAAUGGUGUCGAACUCGUCAUCAAGGACAUGACCAAAUCCUUCCAGAGCUAUAAGACGCUUGAAGCGGCGGGAUUUCCACUCUCAGCUUUCGAAGACGCCAAGUUCAUGCCGAUUGCAGGGCCGAUCAUGCCGGACCACAGCCAGAAGCGAAGUUCCAGCUCAGCUUGA
Fulvia fulva is the source of this 237-nucleotide messenger RNA. RefSeq lists its product as uncharacterized. The record is from RefSeq and is a predicted model, not a curated record. The transcript has a single exon. NCBI's taxonomy places the organism in Eukaryota, Fungi, Ascomycota, Dothideomycetes, Mycosphaerellales, Mycosphaerellaceae. Bases 1 to 237 code for a protein of 78 amino acids.